Molecule: messenger RNA, 1090 nt
Organism: Phialemonium atrogriseum
Lineage: Eukaryota; Fungi; Ascomycota; Sordariomycetes; Cephalothecales; Cephalothecaceae
Exons: 4
Coding region: 128-1090 (320 amino acids)
Source: RefSeq, a predicted model, not a curated record
GGAUGAACCGCAACAUAGUUACUCCCCAAAACUAUCAGUCCAUCCCAUCUUCCGUCCCGCCGCCAUUUUGCACUUCCAUCCCCGUUCGCCCAAACCCUUGUUCUCUCCAAUCUAACUCUGUCAGUACAUGGCAACUACACAUUCCAAGCUCUCAGUCACAGACCUCGAAGAGAGACAUCGUUGUAUCUUUGCCACGGCCCUGUCGAGGGUGGUAAACUCCGAUGUUGCCGAGUCGACGUACGCUCAGAUUACCGAUGGCGCUCCCCUUGGUCACGUGUUUCGAGACCGUUACAAUGGCAUCGGACUCCUCCGAAAGCACCCAGUCAAACAACAUAAAGAACUCUGCCCAGGAUCAAUCGAAAAGGCCAUCAAGUUCCGGGACGAGUUUAAGCUGGAGGAUUUAAAAUUCGGUGCGCAGGCAUCAGCGCCUGGGUCAAGAGCAUUCAAGAUGCGUCUGAUUGAGAUGAUUGCUGUCGCUAUCCACCAGAUCGCCGUCAUGCUAUACCAGCUCAACCUCGGCGUGCACACUGACGACAAGAUUGGCAAAUGGUCACCGCCCGAGACUGACAGUUAUUGGAGAUUUCGUUCUACCCUGCCGCCCACGCUUUUCUUCCAUCGAUGGUACCAAUGCUCCGACCAGUAUCCAGGCGGCCUGGCUAAUACGGUAGGCUACUGGGCCGAGUCCCGCAUCCUGGGCGGUGUUGUUCUCUUCGACCGGCGCCAAAUCGAGGGUGCCAAUCCGGACGCCGUAUUCUUCCACUUGGACCGCUUCGAAACCACCUACCACCCUCCUCCACUCUUGCUGUCUGACGACAACGAUGCUCCCCCGCCCUGUCCGCUCCCCAUCCUGGGCGACAAGCGCAACAACAUCCGCGUCGACCCGGAGGAGGACAUUGAGGAGACGGGCAUCUACCGUGAUAUCUGGGAGCGCAAGCCCAUAGACCCGGAGGGGCGCAGUGAUGCACGGUUCCGGGACGUCUUUUCUGGGUUGGAUUACCCUUAUCGCGACGCCUCCGAGGCCCAGUCGCGGGCUUUUGCCCGGCGGGCGAGGAAUCGGCUAAAGCUUGGUAUAUAUGAUCCCCCUGAAUGA